This is a messenger RNA of Phlebotomus papatasi, 1748 nucleotides long. RefSeq names its product zinc finger protein OZF-like. Gene Ontology annotation, molecular function: zinc ion binding; DNA-binding transcription activator activity, RNA polymerase II-specific; RNA polymerase II cis-regulatory region sequence-specific DNA binding. Gene Ontology annotation, cellular component: nucleus. Gene Ontology annotation, biological process: regulation of transcription by RNA polymerase II. The transcript has 3 exons. The record is from RefSeq and is a predicted model, not a curated record. Bases 489 to 1691 code for a protein of 400 amino acids. NCBI's taxonomy places the organism in Eukaryota, Metazoa, Arthropoda, Insecta, Diptera, Psychodidae.
GAGAGGAAAAUGAUCAGUUUUUUUGUGCGUAUAAAAUCUGCUAAAUAUUGAUAUGUGAAUAUAGAAAAAAUAUUCAAAGUGAUAGAAAUAGAACCAUAAAAUUCAUAUUGUGUAAAGUAAAUUAUGAGGACAAAAGGUAUAUAAUUGUUCUGUUAAAAAAAAACAUGUUCAUUCGUGUUUUCCGGUUUCAUUUGAACAGAGGGUGCAAGUGUAAAUCAGAGAGUUAUGGUUUUUCAGGACAAUCUGUCCUUCCGAUGAGAAGAAGCAGAAAACCCAAAACCGAGAUACACUUCUAUUUCGCGGAGUGUGAUGGAUAACACAGAAAAAAUACAUAUUUUGUAACUUUUCAUAUGAGGAAAAUGCCACAAGAGUGACAAAGUAUAUUAGCUAAAGCAUUCAAAAAUAAGAAUCAUUUUAAAGACACACUAGUGAAUAUAUUUAGGAUCUCAUCGUUCCCAUCACAGUAGUAAUCUCUAACGGAUGAUGGGAUGAUUUCGCCAGAACAGAAGAAUAUUCACAACAACUGGCUAAGAUUUAUUUGCGGUAGUUGUAAAAAUAAACUAGAAAGCCUUUGGGAAUUCAAGAUCCUCUGCAAAAAUGCAUACAGAAAAUAUUUAGAUGAACUGGAUGAAGAUAAUUGUGAUUUUAAUUCAUUUGGGGCGUAUGAAUCUGAGGAUGCUUUUAAAGAUAAUGACUUGGAUAGCAAGAAUAUUAUUACAAAAUUAGAAAGUGAAGAAGAUAAUAGAAUGCAUUCACAAACAUUUGAAAUGGUUCUUGUUCCCGAAGAAGGCUCAGAAGACGCAAAAAAUUCAGUGGAAAAAUAUCUCAAAGAAGAUGAUGUUAAAGAAGUGAAAACUUCUGAAGUAAAUAAAACGAAAGAACCAAAGAAAAAGAAGGGUAAAAAAAGUCGAAAACGAGGGCAAUCAAGAAAACAAAAACAUUCGAAGGAAUCGAAAGUAGAUCCUAGACAAUACUUCCCAAUCUUGCCAGGACCCUAUUUUUGCGGACACUGCAACAAAUCCUUUGUCAGGAAAGCAAACGUAAGACAGCAUAUUAUUACUGUUCAUAGGGAAUUUCUCAAAUUCCUCUGCAAUGCCUGUGGAAGGAAAUUCUCAAGUCGCUAUAAACUGAGUCUUCAUGAGAGUGUCCAUGUGGAGAAUAGAGUUCGUGUCCCCUGCAAUAUUUGCAAAGAAACUUUCAUCACUCCGUUUACUCUGAAGAGGCACAUCAAAUUGAUGCAUGAAAACGUGACGCAAAGAGAAUUGAAUCAUUACUUCCGUUGUAAAAUAUGCAAUGUUGCAACAGAAGGACGAAAUGCUCACUAUGAACAUCUGAAAAUGCAUCCUGAAGUGACAAUUUUCAAAUGUCGCUUCUGCCGCAAAGAACUCAAUUCACUGGAAGCCUAUGCCCAACAUGAAAAUAUUCAUUUUGUUGAAAGACCAUACAUCUGUGAGAUUUGUUCGAAAUCCUUCAAACAGAAUACUCAUUUGACACGGCAUAUGAACAUUCACACUCUAGCCAAGAAAUAUCCUUGCAAUUUCUGUGGUAAAAUAUUCACUCAAGCUAGUAACCGGAAGACUCAUUUGAGAAUUCAUACCGGAGAACCUGCAUUUGAAUGCAUCAACUGUCUAAAGCGCUUUGCAGAGAGAAAAGAGUGGAAAAAUCACUGUAAAAGUUGUCCAAAAGUUUAGUAAGUUUUGCAGAAAUUCUUACUCUUGGCGUGGAAGAGAGAGGUUACCCCCAAAGAA